This is a messenger RNA of Hyaena hyaena (striped hyena), 1685 nucleotides long. It is a transcript of the gene KYNU, whose product is annotated as kynureninase. The coding region runs from base 68 to 1477 and encodes 469 amino acids. The transcript has 14 exons. Gene Ontology annotation, molecular function: kynureninase activity; pyridoxal phosphate binding. Gene Ontology annotation, biological process: NAD+ biosynthetic process. The record is from RefSeq and is a predicted model, not a curated record. Gene Ontology annotation, cellular component: cytoplasm. Lineage: Eukaryota; Metazoa; Chordata; Mammalia; Carnivora; Hyaenidae.
UUUUAGAGGAGGCAGGGAGCUGUGGAUCCAUCCCAUCGUCGGAAUCCUAGCUGAGAAACAACUUGUAAUGGAGCCUUCACCUCUUGAGUUACCAGCUGAGACACUUCAACGCAUCGCAUCUGAACUUAGAUGUCACCCGGCAGAUGAGAAGGUUGCCCUCCAUCUUGAUGAGGAAGAUAAGCUGAGGCACUUCAGGGAGCAUUUUCAUAUCCCCAAAAUGCAGGAUCUACCUAAAAUUGAUUUAUCUUUAGUGAAUAAGGAUGAAAAUGCCAUCUAUUUCUUAGGAAAUUCUCUUGGCCUUCAACCAAAAAUGGUUAAAACAUAUCUGGAAGAAGAACUAGAUAAGUGGGCCAAAAUGGGAGCCUAUGGUCAUGACAUAGGGAAACGUCCUUGGAUUACAGGAGAUGAGACUAUUGUCGGCCUUAUGAAUGACCUUGUAGGAGCCAAUGAGAAAGAAAUAGCCCUAAUGAAUGCUUUGACUGUUAAUUUACAUCUUCUACUGCUAUCAUUUUUUAAGCCUACAGCAAAACGGUAUAAGAUUCUUCUGGAAGCCAAAGCCUUCCCUUCAGAUCAUUAUGCUAUUGAGUCGCAGCUUCAACUACAUGGACUUAACAUCGAGAAGAGUAUGCGGAUUAUAAAGCCAAGAGAGGGGGAAGAUACAUUGAGAACAGAGGAUAUCCUUGAAGUAAUUGAGAAGGAAGGAGACUCGAUUGCGGUGAUCCUGUUCAGCGGGAUACAUUUUUACACUGGCCAGCUCUUUAAUAUACCUGCCAUCACCAAAGCCGGACAAGCAAAGGGUUGUUUUGUUGGCUUUGAUCUAGCACAUGCAGUUGGAAAUGUCGAACUCCACUUACAUGACUGGGGAGUUGAUUUUGCCUGCUGGUGCUCCUACAAGUAUUUAAACUCAGGAGCAGGGGGCCUUGCGGGUGCCUUUGUCCAUGAAAAACAUGCUCAUACAAUUAAACCUGCGUUAGUGGGAUGGUUUGGCCAUGAACUCAGCACCAGAUUUAAGAUGGAUAACAAACUGCAGUUAAUCCCUGGGGUUGGUGGAUUUCGAAUUUCAAAUCCUCCCAUUUUGUUGGUCUGUUACUUACAUGCUAGUUUAGAGGUCUUUAAGCAAGCGACUAUGAAAGCAUUGAGGAGAAAAUCUAUUUUGCUAACUGGUUAUCUGGAAUUCAUGAUCAACCAUUACUAUAACAAAGAUAAAGCAGAUACCAAGAGACCAUUUGUGAACAUAAUUACUCCAUCCCGCAUAGAGGAUCGUGGCUGCCAACUAACACUAACAUUUUCUAUUCCAAUAAAAAAUGUAUUCCAAGAACUAGAAAAACGAGGAGUGGUUUGUGACAAGCGGGAACCAGAUGGCAUCCGAGUGGCUCCAGUUCCUCUCUACAACUCUUUUCAUGAUGUUUAUAAGUUUAUCAAAAUACUUGCUUCUGCACUUGACUCUGCAGAAACCAAAAAUACCAAUGUUCUUUAGAACAACUUAAGUAAUACUAAAAGCUACUAUGGCUGUUUUAUUAUCGUUGUUCUAAUUUUAAUAAUUGAAAGCUUUUCAAAACCUAUUGCACAUAACUGGCAAUAAAUUGUAUGGUUUACAGAAAAAUCUGAUACAUUAUCUCUAAGGGUCUGGGGUCCUGAGGAAUCCACAUGUCUGUCCAAUUUUUCCAUGCAUGGUGGAUCAAAGU